This is a messenger RNA of Nomia melanderi (Alkali bee), 424 nucleotides long. The record is from RefSeq and is a predicted model, not a curated record. NCBI's taxonomy places the organism in Eukaryota, Metazoa, Arthropoda, Insecta, Hymenoptera, Halictidae.
GCGAUCUCGGACCGACCGAUCGACGGAACGACCGGCCUCGUCCCCGCCCAGCUGCCGCCCUCGCCGCCGCCGCUCUAUUCGCUGCACAUCGGCAACGGGAACAGCUGCCUCGCGUUCGUCAACAACAACACCGCCGGCUCGCCGAACGCGGUCUCGGACGCCGCGAAGACCAAGGCUGCUGCGACCAUGUCCUCGCCGCCCAAGCAUCGCAGGGGCUUCGACCCCAACGACGUAAACGCCAACGAUUACCGCCGUUAUCGUCGCGUUAAGACGAGACGAGGCUUUGUAUGUUCCACACCGUGGCCUUGGGCGCCGGACACAGACCUCCCCGACAUCUUCCCGACAUAUAUCCAACAGCACGAAGCAUUAAAAAGAGAAUGAACAAAAUAUAUAAAAUAAAUAAAUAAAUAAAUAAACACACACA